Messenger RNA from Teleopsis dalmanni, 1150 nucleotides. It is a transcript of the gene Syx13, whose product is annotated as syntaxin-12. The transcript has 3 exons. The record is from RefSeq and is a predicted model, not a curated record. The coding region runs from base 200 to 1039 and encodes 279 amino acids. Gene Ontology annotation, molecular function: SNARE binding; SNAP receptor activity. Gene Ontology annotation, biological process: intracellular protein transport; vesicle-mediated transport; vesicle fusion. Gene Ontology annotation, cellular component: membrane; SNARE complex; endomembrane system. Lineage: Eukaryota; Metazoa; Arthropoda; Insecta; Diptera; Diopsidae.
AAAUAACAUUUUUCUUCUCAUGAAACCAAGAAACAUUGCCUAUUUUCUCUAACCACAAGGAAGCCAUAAAGUUUCAAUGACAUUGAACUUUGCCAUAGGAAGCAAGAAUUUUUGUGGCAUCCGCAAAUUGCUGCAGAAAAAUUAUUUGCUUAAAUAAAAAACAAAUAAAAACUGGAGGCACUGAACUGCGAUUUAGAAAAUGUCUCUUAAUUUGAACAAUGGGUCAAACCAUCGUGAUUACGGUGCUACCACGAGCAGCACUAGUGCCGUAAUUGCAACUUUACCUGACGUUAAUUUUUCCGGAUUCAGUCCUACAGAAUUUAUGUCCCUUAGUGAGGAUAUUGCGCAUAAUAUAAAUGCUGUCAACUCCAGCUGGAAGCAGUUGGAGAAGAUUCUUAAGGCGAUUGGAACUCCACGCGAUCAACAAAGUAUGAGGGAUAAAGUGCAUAAUAUACAUUUGAAGACAAACAGUCGCAUCGAAGUAACAAGUAAGGAUCUGGAACGGUUAACAUCUAUUGUUCGUCGCGGAGACAAGCAGCAGAAACUGCAGCUAGAGAAAUUAACUAACGAUUUUCGUUCUGUGGUUGAGAAAUACUCUGCCGUGCAAUAUAGCCUGGUUGCAGCUAUGAGACAGACGUAUUCUCAAACACAAUUAUCGCAGAUGCAAGACGAUAGUGCACUUUCUGAGCAGGCUGAACUAUUGCAACGACAAAGAGAUGUGCAAGCUGGGCUUCAAUUUGAACAUGAUAUAAUGGUAAUUCGGGAGCGUGAAAUUAAACGAAUAGAGUCUGAUAUUUUGGAUGUUAAUGCCAUAAUGCUAUCAAUAAAUAAAAUUGCACAACAACAAGGCGAGCAAGUGGAUCGUAUUGAAACCAGUAUUGAGAACGCUGCUACCGAAGUCGAACUUGGACGGGAUGAGCUUAUGAAGGCCUCAGAGCGACGUCAAAGUUAUCGGCGUAAAAUAUUAAUAAUUUUAGUAAUUGCUGUGAUAAUAGGUUUAAUUGUAACUGGCAUUAUUGUUGGACAACUAAAGGGUUAAGUUAUUUUAUAUUUUGCUAAAACGCUUAAGUGCUGUAAGGGCAAAUUGUUUUUUACUCAUAGUUAUAGCAUAUACAUACAAGAAUACACGAAACCAUUAUCAAAAGACAAA